CAAACAGCUGUAAACUCCAGCUCCUCUCCCCCGCUCGGCUCCCACUGCGAUUCCGCCCAAAACGCCAAAGGCUCUGCACUUUCUGCCCCCCUCCUCCGAGAUCCCAUCCAUGGCGGCGGCCUCGGCGUCCCGCCUCCGGAUCUAAAACCCCCACACAGCCAUUGCGGGGUCUGUGAGCGGCGCCCCGACAGCUGCACGGGUCGCGGCAGCCGACCCGGUUCGUUGCCUUGCAAGAUUUGCUUUGCCGCUGCGUGUCCUGGGUGGGUGGCGGGUAGUGGGUUUACUUCUCCCUGGUCCGUCCAUGGUUCCUUGAAAUGGGUGUCUAAGCGAGGGGGGUCGGCGCUACGGACUGCCUGCUGCCGCCAUGUGGAAGCAGUUCCUUGGUAAGCUAUCGGGCAAGUCGCCGAAAUCCGGCGGAGGCGGGGGCUGGGGAUCUCCGCCGCCCAAGUCCCCAACGUCGUAUGACGUGAAUGGGAGGCAGUGGGACUCGAUGCGGGCGUCUCCUCCGCUCGCGGCUAUCGCCGGAGCGGAGGGGGAGACAAGGGAGGACGUGUUCCUCCGGAAGCUGAACGUCUGCUGCGUGUUGUUCGACUUCUCCAACGACCGGGGCCGGGACUCUCCGGAGAGGGAGAGAAAGCGGCAGGUGCUCAUGUCUCUCGUCGACUGCCUCGGCACGGCGGAGGAGCCCCUCACGGAGGCGAUGGUCUCGGCCUGUGUGCGUAUGUUCGCCAUCAACCUGUUCAGGGUCUUCCCGCCCAAGGUCCGGCCAGGCACCGGGGCAGCUGCCGAGGCCGACGAGGACGAUCCGUUCUUUGACCCCUCAUGGUACCACUUACAGGUCGUGUACGAGCUGCUCCUACGGUUCGUCACCUCUCCUGUCGUUGAUGUGAAGGUGGCUCGCAAGUACAUGGACAAUUCGUUCAUCUCUAGGCUGCUUGAUUUGUUAGAUUCCGAUGAUCCUAGAGAAAGGGAUUGCCUGAAGACAGUAUUGCAUAGGAUAUAUGGAAAAUUCAUGGGUAAUCGGCCCUUCAUCCGCAAGGCUGUGAGCAAUAUCUUCUAUAGGUUUGUAUCCGAGGCUGAUCGUCACAAUGGGAUUGCCGAACUCUUGGAGGUGUUUGGGAGUGUGAUUAGUGGGUUUGCGAAACCACUGAAGGAGGAGCAUAAGUUAUUUCUGUGGAAGGCAUUGAUUCCUCUUCAUAAACCGAAGACAGUGGGCAUGUAUCUGCCGCAGUUGACAUACUGCAUUACACAGUUUAUUGACAAGGAACCAAAGCUCUCAGGGACUGUGAUCAGAGGCCUGUUGAAGUACUGGCCAGUGACGAACAGUCAGAAGGAGAUGAUGUUCUUGGGGGAGUUGGAGGAGGUGCUGGAAUUGACAGAAAUGCCUGAAUUCCAGAAGUGCAUGGUCCCAUUGUUUCGGAGGGUUGCACACUGCUUGAAUAGCUCUCAUUUUCAGGUUGCUGAAAGAGCCUUAUUCCUGUGGAACAAUGAGCACUUGUUCGGUUUGAUCUCUCAAAACCACCAAGUUAUCUUGCCAAUCAUAUAUCCAGCUCUCGAAAGGAAUGCUCGUUUGCAUUGGAACCAAUCGGUUCUGAAUGUUACAAUGAAUGUCAGGAAAAUGUUCUUUGACAUGGAUCAGAAGCUGCUGUUGGCUUGUCAGAAAAAUUUCCAAGAGGAGGAAGAGAAACGAGCCGCAACUGAGGAGCGGAGAAGGCUUAUAUGGGAGCACCUUGAGAGGAAUGCCGCAUUCCAUCCAGUAACCAGAGACAUCAGCUUUGCUGCUUUUCCUAAACCCGCUCCUCUGGUAGCUCCAACUAUGACAUAAUAUAUGUGUGUUCAAAUGUACUUCAUUCCACUCCAUUUAUAGCACUAUGGGUGCUGUGCAGGGCAUUUUGUCAAAUUAAUAGUUUCUUAUUUGAGGACGAACCUUGAUUCUUUCAUGGUGUAUUCUCAAGUGAUGGACAUUUCUUUCUUUGACAAGAUAAUGCCCAAUUCUAGUCAAUUGUUCUGUGAAACAACUUUGGAUAUGGGAGGUCGUGAUUUUUUACUACAGCUGGUGUCAUGUGGGUGCCAGUGUAUUUCGAAUUUUCCAGAUUCUGAUGAAUCUGUUCACCAGAUUUGAUGGAUGAGCAAACAAUGAGGUAAGUCCACAGUGCUUUUCAUGCUUGAUAACUCAACUACAUUGUGUCACUUGCUUAGUGGAAUAGGAAAUCUGAACUUCACACAGUAAGCAUUGCUACAUGUUCUGGUACUGCACAUCUUGCCAAUUCAUGACAAGAACAUUUCUGCAUAAUUAAGGAUGAUAUGCCUUUGACAUGAUAAAUAUCAAAGUCUUGGCUCCACACUGAAAAAUGUCCUUAUAUUUCUAACGUCUGGAUCAAUAUUAUCAAUCAAUGUGUAAAAUCUCUUUCUUUUACCUUUAUUCCCCUUCAUUGUCAGCAGUGGUAUUAUGAUUAACUGUUAUUAUGGAUGAUGUUGUCAUGAAUAAUGAUAAAGGCACUUGGUUGAUAAAAUCAAGUCUGGUCCCUGGUGCAAGUAGCAACCAUCUACCAAUGAAUGCAAGAGGGACCUAAUUUCACCUAAAGAUUCAAUGGUAAUCAAUUUCAUCCAUCUGCAAGCUCAGUGCACAUUUCUCAGUCAGAUGGAUACUCAUAAGAGAUCUGAUUCAUGGCAUGACUACGGAUUUAGUCCCAUCCAAGUAAGAUUUAACCUGUCUAGUUAUCCCCAGAAAAGAUACUCUUACAGGGUUUGGUGCGAUAAGCUUGAUGGACAGUAAUAAUACUUAAUACUAAUUAUUGGCUUGAUUAACACUGAUUCAAGGAUCUAGAAAUACAUAUACUGAUAAAAUGAAGAAUUUCCUAUGCUGCUAUUUUCUGUACAUUCCUUAUUGAACAAACUGUGUUAUAUAUGAUUGUUCAUUAAACAAAAUUGUGCUAUCUCUAUUGCACUAGCAAACAACACAUCAACUGCCACAGUUACGUUUACCCUGGUCAAGUCCUUUUUGUUCCUACUGGUGCUUGAUAGUUGGACACUUGGUUCGACCUGACACACUGCAAACUUGAGUUGGUCUAUAAAAGGUCUCACACCCAUACAGAUAGCCACUGUCCACUCCAUAUAUUUUCCUCCUUUGUUCUGCUCAUAGUCCUUUUCUUCUCUUUUGGUGUACUUAGAUACUUGUGUAGAGAUAUACAUCAAGAUGGACAACCCUCCGAGUACGCAGGACAUGUCCUACUAUGAUCAUGUUCAGAAGCGCCAUGAGGAGAAAGGCUGCUUAUAUGCAUGCCUGUUUACACUGUGCUGUUGCUUCUGCUGCUACAAGACCUGCGAGUGCUGCAUGGAGUCCUUGUGCUGCUGCGGCUAAUUUUAGCUGCACAUUUCUGCUGUUGCAUGGAGAUCUGGCAGGCUGGGCUGUACUGUGGAAACCCAUAUCGUUUCGCCUCGGUGAGAUGAUGAACAGGCAUAUGUGCUUGUUCGAAUAAAAACUGUAGUUACGUCUCUAUUGUCAUGUAUAUUGUUGGUCGCCAAAAAUAAGAGAGUAUGCUGUUGGUGUGUGUUUGCCUUUGACGAUUGUCAUGUUUAGUGCUGUCAUGUUUAUGGGGAUAUCCUCCGAUUUGUAUUGAACUUUCAUCUAUAUCUUUA
Triticum aestivum (bread wheat) is the source of this 3639-nucleotide messenger RNA. RefSeq names its product serine/threonine protein phosphatase 2A 57 kDa regulatory subunit B' kappa isoform. Gene Ontology annotation, biological process: signal transduction. Gene Ontology annotation, cellular component: protein phosphatase type 2A complex. Gene Ontology annotation, molecular function: protein phosphatase regulator activity. The record is from RefSeq and is a predicted model, not a curated record. NCBI's taxonomy places the organism in Eukaryota, Viridiplantae, Streptophyta, Magnoliopsida, Poales, Poaceae.